UUUGUGAAGUUCUGUUGGGUCCCAGGCCACGUGGGUAUAAGAGGUAAUGAAGAAGCUGAUACAGCUGCUAAGUCAGCAAGCCCUUCACAGCAUACAAUGCAUAUUGAAGGAGGUGAUUUGAAGCUGGUCGUUAAAAAACGACUAGCAGAGAGAUGGCAAAAUAUGUGGAACGCACAAAUCCACAAUAAACUACACGAGAUCAAACCUUUGAUAGAAAAUUGGACACACAAUAGGCAGUAUGAUAGGAGAUCUGAGGUUGUCCUUACUCGUUUGAGAAUUGGACACACACGACUGACUCAUCAAUACCUUUUGAAGGGAGAUGACGAAGCAGUAUGUCAGUACUGCAAUUGUACCGUAAGUGUUAAACACAUACUUUGCAAUUGCAUCGCUCUUGAUCAAUGUCGUAGACAGCAUUUUGGAAAUGCAAGUUUGAGUGAGAUUUUGGGCCAGAGGCCAAAACUUGAUAAGUUACUGAACUUUCUUAAAGUUGUAAAUAUUUAUAAAGAGAUUUAAUUAAUUAUUCAUAUACUUAUUGAUUAUUUAUUAUCAUAUUUUUUUAUUAUUAUUUAUUAUAUAUUUAUAUCUGUUUUGUUGUUUUGUUUAUUUGAUCUUAUUCAUGUUUAUGU
Messenger RNA from Centruroides sculpturatus (bark scorpion), 626 nucleotides. RefSeq lists its product as uncharacterized. Lineage: Eukaryota; Metazoa; Arthropoda; Arachnida; Scorpiones; Buthidae. The transcript has a single exon. The annotation marks the transcript as partial. The record is from RefSeq and is a predicted model, not a curated record. Gene Ontology annotation, molecular function: RNA-DNA hybrid ribonuclease activity; nucleic acid binding.